Molecule: messenger RNA, 1166 nt
Organism: Odobenus rosmarus divergens (Pacific walrus)
Lineage: Eukaryota; Metazoa; Chordata; Mammalia; Carnivora; Odobenidae
Gene: MLX
Product: MLX, MAX dimerization protein
Exons: 8
Coding region: 60-956 (298 amino acids)
Biological process (GO): regulation of transcription by RNA polymerase II
Cellular component (GO): nucleus
Molecular function (GO): protein dimerization activity; RNA polymerase II cis-regulatory region sequence-specific DNA binding; DNA-binding transcription factor activity, RNA polymerase II-specific
Source: RefSeq, a predicted model, not a curated record
CCUCUUCCUCGCGGCAGGGGGCCCGCCCGCGGGCUGGUUUCCGGUUCGGUGGGUCGGAGAUGACGGAGCAAGGCGCUUCUCCAGACGACCCCUGGGUCAAGGCAAGCCCUGCGGGCGCGCACGCCGGCGAGGGGAGGGCGGGUCGGGCUCGUGCACGUGGGGGGGCCGGAAGACUAGGGGAUUCCUUGCAGUCCCCAAAGGUCCCCCCGCCCUCCGGGCCCCGGGGCUGCAGAGAAGACAGCUCUCGCCCCGCGCGUGCCAAGGUGGAAUAUGCUUACAGCGACAACAGCCUGGACCCCGGGCUUUUUGUAGAAAGUACCCGAAAGGGGAGUGUAGUGUCCAGAGCUAAUAGCAUCGGUUCCACCAGUGCCUCUUCCGUCCCCAAUACAGAUGACGAGGACAGCGACUACCACCAGGAGUCCUACAAGGAGUCCUACAAGGACCGGCGGCGGCGAGCACAUACCCAGGCUGAGCAGAAGAGGAGGGACGCCAUCAAGAGAGGCUAUGACGACCUUCAGACCAUCGUCCCCACCUGCCAGCAGCAGGACUUCUCCAUUGGCUCCCAAAAGCUCAGCAAAGCCAUCGUUCUGCAGAAGACCAUUGACUACAUCCAGUUUUUGCACAAGGAGAAGAAAAAGCAGGAGGAGGAGGUGUCCAUGCUACGCAAGGACGUCACGGCCCUAAAGAUCAUGAAAGUGAACUACGAGCAGAUUGUGAAGGCCCACCAGGACAAUCCCCAUGAGGGGGAAGACCAGGUCUCUGACCAGGUCAAGUUCAAUGUGUUUCAAGGCAUCAUGGACUCCCUGUUCCAGUCCUUCAAUGCCUCCAUCUCCGUGGCCAGCUUCCAGGAGCUGUCAGCCUGUGUCUUCAGCUGGAUUGAGGAGCACUGUAAGCCUCAGACCCUCCGGGAGAUCGUGAUUGGCGUCCUGCACCAGUUGAAGAACCAGCUGUACUGACCGGCUCCCAGAACCCGCAGAAGAGCCAACGACAGGCCUGAGUCUCCCGCUUGGCCACAGAGCCACUGGGUUUCUGAGAUCGGACUGCGACGCUGCACACAGGGCCACUGGCUCCCAGAGCUUGGUUCCCCAGCACCCCCUCAGCCUCAGUGGGGCUGGAAUGUUUGUUUUGUGAAAGCUGUAAUUUAUUAUAUUGACCACAAAACUCGA